Molecule: messenger RNA, 1014 nt
Organism: Parnassius apollo (apollo)
Lineage: Eukaryota; Metazoa; Arthropoda; Insecta; Lepidoptera; Papilionidae
Source: the annotation of a GenBank genome assembly
AUGAAGCAUAUAUCUCUGUCUCAGACUGACGAUUUAAUGCCUACAUUAGGUUUGGGUACAUGGCAGGCCCCUGCAAAUGUUAUCGAAUCAACUGUUUAUAAAGCUCUAGAUUUAGGUUAUAAGCAUAUAGAUACAGCUUUUAAUUAUAAUAACGAAGAAGCCAUAGGCAAAGCUAUAAAACAAUGGAUUUCUGAUGGAAAAGGCAAUAGAAAGGAUUUAUUUAUUACUACCAAGCUCCCUCAUGUUGGAAAUAGAGCGUCUGAUGUUAAAAAAUUUCUGGACCUGCAACUGAGUCGUUUGCAAAUGCAAUAUGUGGAUUUAUAUUUGAUUCACGUCCCGUUCGGUUUCCAUUGUAAUCCAGAUACUUUAACGCCAGUUGUCAAAGAUAAUGGCGAAUAUGACCUUGAUAUGGAAACCGAUCACAUUAGUACUUGGAAGGUCAUGGAACAGUGUCAGAAAGAGGGCCGAAUUCGUAACCUUGGCUUAUCAAAUUUCAACGAAGCUCAAAUAUCUAAGAUCAUGAAGCAUGCUACAAUUAAGCCUCAAGUGUUGCAAGUGGAACUUCACGCGUAUUUCCAACAAGUAGAGCUGCGCAGGUUUUGUGCCGAAAAUAAUAUAGUGGUAACGGCAUACGCGCCUUUGGGAAGUCCCGGUGCCAAGGAACACUUUGUCAACAAGUACAACUACAACCCUGACACAUUUCCGGAUCUGUUAAACCAUCCAGAUGUGAAAGAAAUUGCUGAGAAGCACAGUAAAACUCCAGCACAAGUACUUUUAAACUUCUUGGUUAAUCAAAAGAUUGUAGUUAUACCAAAGAGCACUAGUGAAACAAGAUUAAAGGAAAAUUCAGAUAUAUAUGACUUCGAGUUGACACCAGCAGAGUUGAAUCGUUUGAAAAAGUUAGACAAGGGUGAAGACGGGCGUAUUUUUAAUUUUCUGUUUUGGAAGGGCGUGGAGAAACAUCCAGAAUAUCCUUUUAAAGUUCCUGACUCGUUGGAAAGAGCUUCUGAGUAA